Molecule: messenger RNA, 1758 nt
Organism: Botrytis sinoallii
Lineage: Eukaryota; Fungi; Ascomycota; Leotiomycetes; Helotiales; Sclerotiniaceae
Exons: 12
Coding region: 1-1758 (585 amino acids)
Source: RefSeq, a predicted model, not a curated record
AUGGAUUCUUCUUCUUGGGGGAUUCUCGUCGCGGUCGUUGCCGAUGAUAGCAUAGCGUCAAGAAAAGAAGUAAGUAACAACUACCUCUUUCUGUCUUUGGGCUCUGCCAACUCAAACAAUAGACGCCAUCAUGAUGUGGCCUAUACACAACUAGAGCUAAAUUUGAGGUUUGGCACAAGCACACCGAGAACCUAUAACGAGAGAUAUUACUACGUUCAGGAUUCAACGUACUACGAACGGAAUUCAGCCAACGCAGCAUGCAUCACCGUGAAUCUCCUCCGGCUUUCUCGGUCGGUAAAGAAAUUGGUGGCUUGGCUGGCACGAUCGAUGAGAAGAGCCGACAUGGACUCGGCACUCAAUACUCUCGCUAGAAUAAGCAAACAAAACAAUAUUGAUCGACGGCUUCAAUCGCCUCCGAUCAGCAAACGAAACGUUCUACCGGUCGCCUUCAUACUCACCCCGGUGCGGCUUGGCGCCGGCUCUGAUACUCAGGUAGCAAGGCCGGGGGAUUGGGCAUUGAACAAUACUGAACAACACAUCCAAGAGACACUUCUCGGCGCGAGUGGUAAUAUCGGAAUGAAUGGGAGGAAGAGUUUAGCGACAUAUACCUGCCGUCUUCAAACCUUGGCCAUUUCAUACCGGGGUCACUCCGAAGACUUCGUCACAACCUCCACGCCUGUCUACUCGCCAGGGCAUAUCGGCUACUUGCCUGAUGCUGACCAAUAUAGAUGGCAAUUCCUCUUGGCCUCGGUCAUUGAAAGAGUCCUGUGGACCUUCUCGGAAGACCGGAGUGCACCGCUCCUUCCAUUCGUCCGACAUCAAGAUCAGUGGAUGAUGCACCCUUCUGGUGGUGAUUCAAUGUACCUCGACAUGGCAAUGGAGAAAGGUGACGAGGAGGCUAUAUCGCCAACUCUAGCCUAUAGAGAGAACGAGAAGACGAAACAUCAGCAAGCACCAUCCACUAGCAUUGGUCCUAUCCUCAUUGCUGAGGUGCAAAACCAAGCACUAACCCUCGACUUUGUUGGGGCUCUUAAGUUCUGUGGAGAGUUUCUUGACGAUCCGACACAUUUGCCUGCCAAUCAGACGCCCCCACUCGAUUAUGGGCUCUCACACCCAGUCGAACCAACCACAAUCGAAACCGAUCCUCCUCCCGAUACGUCCCCCGCCUACAUCGCCUCCACAUCCUUGAGCUCCAAGCGCCGCGGUUUCCGACGCUCCUGGACAGCACCAAUCAACGGAUUUAAUUUCACUGGUUUCGUCGGUAAUACGAGGUUUGAAGCUGUUCCUUAUGGACGUCCUAUCGAGGACAUUGGAGCUGGUGCAUGCAUUGUCAAUAGACAGGAGUGCAUGGACUGGAAAGAUAAGUUUGAGGGGGAAAUUGAAGAGCAGAUACUGCAGGGAUUCUCCAAGAUUCGCCAUGUUUACUUUCCGGUUCAGGAAUUUCACGAUAAUUCACAAUCUGCUAAGAUUGUCCAGAAGGAACAUUUGAAUGCCUCACAAUUGUCCGGUUUCCUGGCAACUUGCUGCCAGGAAAAAGGAAGAGAGAUAAGCGCUGGAGCGUCGUUUGGCAGAGCCGCACUUGUUGCGACGCUCUCUGCCCACCAGAAGGAGCAUUGGAUUUUUUUUAGCAAACUAAAAUCCAAUUGCUGGAUUGUCCAGAAGGAACAUUUGAAUGCCUCAGCAAUUGCUCGGCCCUGUUUCCCUGCGCCCAGUGCUAUGGGCAGGGAAAUACUGGCCUCAGCCCGUCAGCAACUCUAG